Molecule: messenger RNA, 3208 nt
Organism: Triplophysa dalaica
Lineage: Eukaryota; Metazoa; Chordata; Actinopteri; Cypriniformes; Nemacheilidae
Gene: slc7a2
Product: solute carrier family 7 member 2
Exons: 12
Coding region: 400-2325 (641 amino acids)
Biological process (GO): amino acid transport; transmembrane transport
Cellular component (GO): plasma membrane
Molecular function (GO): amino acid transmembrane transporter activity
Source: RefSeq, a predicted model, not a curated record
UUUAUAAACCCAGUGACCUGGUAUAACAGGUUCUUGAAGGCAUUUUGUGACAGUGUACCUCCCCUCUCUUCCUGACUGGGGCGGUUGCACAGCUGCCCCAGCCGUCCUCACCAGGGCAGGACGAGUUAAGACAAACCAGGACGGAGUGCAGAGUAAAAGUAGUAAAGUCGGGGGCUGACAUGUCAUUUGAGCUACAUGAAAGUAAGGGGCAAACUUGAGACUGUGAUCUCUGUGAGCUUUUUAAAGAAAUCAGUGGAGAUCUCUGAGAGGGGUGUGUUUGCGUGUGGGGGGGCGUGUAUACGUGUGUUUGGGUGAAAACUGAAAACUUAAAGGCAUUACUUUCAGUACAGUGAUUCAUCUGCUGCCGGCCUCACAUCAGCUGUUUGUGCUACAGGAAGAAUGUUGGAAAACUGCCUCAUAUUCGGUCGAUCCCUCGUGAGGAGGAAGAAUGUGGACCAAGACAAUCUGGAGGAGUCAAAGCUGUGCCGAUGCCUCUCCACUGUUGAUCUCAUUGCCCUUGGGGUCGGAAGCACACUGGGGGCCGGGGUCUAUGUGCUCGCUGGGGAGGUGGCCAAAGGCAACUCUGGUCCCAGCAUCGUGGUGUCUUUCCUCAUCGCUGCUCUGGCCUCUGUGAUGGCCGGCCUUUGCUAUGCCGAAUUUGGUGCGCGGGUGCCAAAGACGGGCUCGGCCUAUCUGUAUAGUUAUGUGACUGUGGGGGAGCUGUUGGCCUUCAUCACAGGAUGGAAUCUUAUUCUGUCAUAUGUAAUAGGGACCUCUAGUGUGGCUCGUGCCUGGAGUGGGACGUUUGAUGAGCUCAUAGGGGGGCACAUUGAGAAGUUCUGCAAAGCAUACUUCAAAAUGAGUUUUCCUGGACUUGCUGAGUACCCUGAUUUUUUUGCAGUCUGCCUGAUCUUACUCCUAUCAGGUCUUCUCUCUUUUGGGGUGAAAGAGUCAGCUUGGGUCAACAAAAUCUUCACUGCUGUAAACGUGCUUGUGCUGAUGUUUGUUAUUGUCUCUGGAUUCGUCAAAGGAGAUUCACUCAAUUGGAAUUUAUCAGAAGAAUCUCUCAUAAACGUCACCAUUGUAACAAGGAAUAUGUCAUACACUGCUAAUGUGACCAGUGAUUAUGGUGUGGGGGGAUUUUUGCCUUAUGGUUUUAGUGGGACGCUGGCUGGCGCUGCCACAUGUUUUUAUGCCUUUGUAGGAUUUGACUGCAUUGCAACCACAGGUGAGGAGGUGAAAAACCCUCAACGGGCGAUUCCAAUUGGUAUAGUCGUUUCCCUGCUGGUUUGCUUCCUCGCCUACUUCGGUGUCUCUGCAGCUCUUACUCUCAUGAUGCCUUAUUACCUGUUGGAUGAGAAGAGUCCUCUGCCUAUGGCUUUUGAAUAUGUGGGCUGGGGACCUGCAAAAUACGUAGUGGCAGCUGGAUCACUUUGUGCUCUUUCAACCAGUCUGCUGGGCUCCAUUUUCCCAAUGCCUCGUGUAAUCUAUGCUAUGGCACAGGAUGGGGUGCUUUUCAAAGUGUUAGCCCAAAUCAAUCCUAAGACGAUGACCCCACUUAUUGCCACAAUGACUUCUGGUGUAGUUGCAGCUAUCAUGGCUUUCCUGUUUGACUUGAAAGCGCUGGUAGACAUGAUGUCUAUUGGAACUUUGCUGGCAUACUCUUUAGUAGCUGCAUGUGUUCUUAUCCUCAGAUAUCAGCCGGAUACAGUAUUUGAGAAGUCCAAAAACAAGGAAGGAAAGGAAGAAGUUGGUGAAUCUGAACUGACUGAAUCCGAGUCCCACCUCAACAUGUUGAAGGAUGGAGGAAUAACCCUGCGCUCUCUGCUCAACCCUCCACUGAUGCCAACCGAACAGACCUCAGCAGCUGUCAAUGUAGCCGUUAUCAUUAUAGCGCUUGCUGUGUGUGUUGUAAGCACACUCAACACAUACUAUGGACACGCCAUUGUUGCCUUGGAGCCCUGGGCCCUCGGAUUGCUGGCGGCAUCAUUGUUCAUCUUCCUUUUGUGCUUCCUUUUGGUUUACAGACAACCUCAGACGAAAAAGAAAGUUUCCUUUAUGGUUCCUCUGUUGCCCUUUUUGCCCAUCUUGAGUAUAUUUGUCAACGUGUAUCUCAUGGUUCAGCUCAGCGGGGACACAUGGAUCCGGUUCUCCAUCUGGAUGGCAAUAGGUUUCAUCAUCUAUUUUGGUUACGGGAUGUGGCAUAGCACUGAACGCAAGAGGCAUCUACAGAACUGCAGUGCAGUGACAGAGAAAAAGAAGCUGACAGCAAGCGAAGGCUCUGAGGAGUAUGUGACUCGCACAGAGAAGACCAGUCCAUGUUAGACAGAAACACACUGUUGUUCACAGCAUUCACCAACCAGCUGACAGACGUGAGCUCUGUGUACAGCUCUGCCUUUACAGUCACUGCCAUCUUGAACAAUGUUUUAUAACAUAUCUCAGUGCGGAUGAUCUCAUAUGUGCUGUGAUUAUAUCACGUAUAGUGAGACAGGGGUGUAAAAUGUGUCAUGUUUUAUUCAAUGAUCUGACAAUACUAAAACAAGUCCGAGUCUUACACAUUUGUAUUUUCCAAUAUUUAAAAGUAUUAUGAUACCGCUGACAGUACCUAAAGUUUACUUAGAUUGUUACAAUUCAAUAAACUAAAAGAAAUUGUAGUUGUGGGAUAAAAUUGUGCAUAUUUCAAUAGAGCUAUGUAUUGCUGAUAUUGUAUGUAUUCACAACAUACAGUAGCUUAUUUUUUAACCAUCUUAAGUGUUUACUUCUAAGAUUAACUAUUAAUUCUUAUUUUACAUCUUAUUGCCAGAGAUACUAAGCUGCUCACAUAACAAGAGUUUUCUUGUAACACCCCUUUUUUAUUUUCACUCUGUAACUCUUCAUGUUGUAUGUGUUUCUGUACUUGAGCUGAAUGUUUGGGAUCCUACAAUGUUUAGUACUAACAGAUCAAUCUGUUGUCUAACAACCAAAAGGUGACAUUAUUUGUCAUUUUUUAAGUGUAGUACUAUAACCCUUUACUUGCUGAAGUUCUUGUCUAAAGAUGCUUGAAAAGUAACUGUUAGUCAUGUUUUCUGUGCAAACAUUCAAGAUGUACAUCAAUUGUGUUUCAGAUGCAUUUACAUUUUUUAUGUAAUGGACAUGUUGAUUAUGCCAUUGUCAUUAUAUUGCAAUAUGGUUUCAUGCAAGAUAAUAAAAGAUUCCUUCCCAUUUUUAA